UUGACAAGUGAUUUCCGAUGACCGCGAUCAUGUUCGCUAGUGCGAUCUUCCUGUCUCCUUCGCGUACUCCUUUUUAUUUUUUACUUUUUUAUCAAUAGUAAUAAACCGACGAAGUCGAAUCAACUUUACUCAUGUUCGCGAAUCAACGUGAUAACCGUCCACAGUUUUUGUUCGCUUAGCGGUAAAGUGCACGUGCACGCGCCCUUGUUCGUCGUUAACCGAGAGACAGAUACUGACAGAUACACAUCUGUGAACUUGCCGUUUGUUUGCCGUUUGAUUACCGUGAUCGCUGAGCGAAAAAUGGGAUCAUUGACGAGUAGGCAGAAUGCUGGCGUCGAGGAGGUCGAUAUCACUUCGAACCACGCGUAUAAAUAUCCUCCGCGAUCUGGAUCCUACUUUGGCAGUCAUUUUAUAAUGGGCGGCGAACGAUUCGAUACACCUCAGCCCGAGGCGUAUCUCUUUGGAGAGAAUGCAGAUCUGAACUUCUUGGGCAGCCGACCAACUCCAUUUCCAUAUCCUCCUCCACAAGCCAACGAUCCUACGAAGACAUUGAAGAGCCUAGUGAACAUACGCAAGGAAUCCCUGAGACUAGUCCGCAAUAUGGAUCAGACGUCGACAUCUUCGCAUUACCACAGCGUUAAGCAUUACGGCGACAGUGAUAUCGACAAGAAACCCAGUCGUUUCAACAUUGAAUUUGUGUUCGAUUGCGAUGUGAGAUGUGCGAUAACGAUUUAUUACUUUUGUACUGAGGAGGUUUCAACGAAAGGAGUGACAUACAUACCGCGAGAUCCAUCUAUGAACUCUGAAACAUAUCAUUAUAAGAAAGGGGCAAAUCAACUCUUCUCACAAACAUCGCAUAUAUUCGAUCCAACAUUGUAUACUGAAGAAGAUCUGAUGUAUAAUGCAGAUAGAGAGAUUAUCCCAAUCGCUAUACAUUGCGUAGCAGAGGAAGGAUCGGACGAUCUGAAACAGUCUCACACAACAAUAGCCGUAGUUGAAAAACAUUCCGAUGGAACAUACAUAUUGAAAGCGCUUAAACAGAAACUUUAUGUGGACGGUCUCUGCUAUUUGGUACAGGAGAUAUAUGGAAUUGAGAAUAAAAAUACUGAAAAUUCAAAGCAACAAGGUAGCGACGAGGAUACUGAGGACAAUGGCUCUGAAUGCGUUAUUUGUAUGAGCGAGGUACGCGAUACGUUAAUUUUGCCGUGUAGACACUUGUGUCUGUGCAACUCCUGCGCCGAUUCGUUGCGUUAUCAAGCGAACAACUGCCCCAUAUGCCGUGCGCCAUUCAGAGCGCUCCUGCAAAUUAAAGCUCUUCAGAAGGCGACUGGUACAAUUAUAUCUAAUCCGCCAUUGCCGGAGGGAAGCUGUGAGAAUAUCCCGUCUGGCUACGAGGCGGUAUCUCUGAUAGAAGCUCUAAAUGGACCUUAUACUCCACGAACUGCCAUUAUCGCGCCAGAAUCGCCGGAUACUCCCGAUACAGAUACAGCGAGUGCCAUUCAAGCCGCGGAAACUUUAAAUCGCUCGGCGGAACGUACCCCAAUCUCAAAACACAUAUCCGCCAAAGAAACCGAUAUGCCAGCCAGGUCUAGCGGUACUGCUUGUCCGACCCCCGAAUUCCGUAUGUCCGUACUGUUAGCCAGGGAUGAGCACUCAGGUUCUCAAAAGGAACUGCACAAUAGAUCUCCAGCUAUGCGAACCAAAUCAGUACAUUCACGCGAUAAAUCUGGUUUAAGAACACGCGACACUUUGAGAUUGGUUAAUGAAAAACAACCAACUUCUUUAUAUGAAGGACAAGGACAAGACGAAGAUAGCGAAGCAGAGAAGUUAUCACCGUUGUUAGAUGCAGCGAGAAGUACCGAAGCUCUAGAUGUACAUUCCCAUAGAAUAUGCGACAUCGAUAUGGACGAUGAGAUUCAAAACACAGGAAACGAUAAUGAUGCCGACAUCACCUGUCACUCGCAUUAGAAAGUGACCGAGAAUAUUGUUCUUUGCAUGAUAUUCGUUUUUAUUUUUCAGGCAUUAUUUACGCAAAAGUUUUAUUUUGUGUAAAUUGUAAAUGCAGAUCAUUUAUUUAUUCAAAUGUUUUGAACUAGAAUCAUACUGAAUUUUUUAUAAUUUUUCAAAUGUAACUUAUUGUUAUGCAUUUUGAUUCAGACCAGAAUGGGUGCUUUCCAUUUACAUGACUUUUAAUAACGAGAAAAGAGUAACGCGGAGGAAAAGAUAUUAUUAGCUUAAGAAGUUAGGUGCAAUAUGAUAAAUGGAAAGCUGAUACAUUAUCCAAUUUGUGAAUAUAUAAAAUGUAGAGAUAUUGAUUUAUAUAACUUUAAUUGUAGAUAUAUAUUUGUAUACAUACAAGCGCGCAAUUGUAUUCAGAAUACAAUAUUUAUUUUUGUAAAAAAAAGAGAUUUAUAUAAUUUAAAUAGGAUUUAAUAAGAUUUAGGAUUUAGGUUUAGAUUUUUCUUCUAUCUUUCAAGGUACUGUAAAGUACUAUUAAUCAGAGUUUUAUGAAAGUAGAAAUGAAAAGUUCAGUUAUGUUACUAAAUGGAAAGCCCCUAAUUUCCCUCUUAUAGUAUAAAAAUGUUUGUGCAAAUUUUAACUCUAGUGUAAACAGAUACGAAAAAAAUUGUGUUUCUAAAUCCUUUACUAUAAUUCUUAGAAUCUCAAGUAAAAUGUGCAAUUGUAUGUACAAUUUAUCAAAUUAUAAAGACUGGGACAGUAGACUUUGUAAAAAAGUAAUGAUAUAUAUCGCAUUUUUUUAGACAGUAAAAUAUAAUAUAUAUUAUCAAAUUCAUCUACAUGCAAAUUGAUAUUAGAUAAGAAAUUUCUCUAUUUGACAUUUAUCGAUUUUUACUUUGCAGGAGGUAACUAAACUUAGAGGCACAAAUUGAACGUUGGGUAGUAAAUCUAAUGGUGUAAUGCCUGUAUCAAACUAGAGAUUGAGAUUGGAUUAGAAAUUAACUAAUCGAAAGAAAAUUAGAAAACCAAUCUGAAAUUUAGUGAAUUUUGUUUUAAUUGGUCAAAUUCUAAUUCAACCUUAAUCUUUGAUACAGGCAUCACAUAAAUAGAUAAAUAUCAAAAUGACUGUCAAGCCUAUCAUUUUUAAUCCUCACUAGCCAAUGUGGGAUCACUCAUGUUUUAAAAACACUUCUAUUAAAGAAUACAUCAUAAUGAGAUGGUUGUCAACCGUAACUUUAUUUAAUUUCAGCCUUCUAGUAUAUGAUUAAAAAGUGAAAUGGCAAUAAUAAUUGGUGAAACUAUGUAAUUUUGGUACGUACUGUACCGAUGUAUGCAACGCGGCAAAUUUUGCCCAGAUGCGAGUGACCCCACGUUGGCUAGUGAAGGGUAAUUUGCAUUUAUCAGUUUUCUUCACUUUUCUUCAAUAAAAUCAUGUCAAUUGAAAGAUUCUUGAAAAGUAAUAGGAACCAUUAUUAACUCCUGAAUAUUCAUAAUUAUAAGAAAUAAGAGAUAAUUCAGGAUAUUACAUUUUAGAUUGUUCUAGGAUUUUUUUAGUAAAUAUACUCGCUUUUUUCUGA
Molecule: messenger RNA, 3536 nt
Organism: Solenopsis invicta (red fire ant)
Lineage: Eukaryota; Metazoa; Arthropoda; Insecta; Hymenoptera; Formicidae
Gene: Mrgn1
Product: E3 ubiquitin ligase Rnf157
Exons: 9
Coding region: 301-1968 (555 amino acids)
Biological process (GO): protein ubiquitination
Cellular component (GO): cytoplasm
Molecular function (GO): ubiquitin protein ligase activity
Source: RefSeq, a predicted model, not a curated record